GAAUAAUGUCUUACUGUUAAGGAAGAAUUUCAAUUUUAAAAACGGAACAUGAUAAAUGUAAUCUGAGUGUUCUAUAUUUUAACAGUCGAACAUUGUGAAGAUACAUGGCUCAAAUGACAAUGGUGUCGACACCAUUGUGUGAUACACACGAAGAUGUUGUCGCUGAAAUACUUUGUUUGAAUCACAGACGGCUUAUGUGCGUCACUUGUGGCUUAAAAGCAGCAAAAUUUUCAGAUUGUGAAGUUCUUGAUAUACGUCAUUUAGGCCAAAAGGAUUCGCUUUUAUUAAGAAGUUUGUCGCUAAAGCAAAGUGUUUCAAAGAAGGAACAAAAAAUUGAUGGACACGUGAAGGAGGCUGAUGAGAUGAAAAAAGUCUUAGAACAAAAUGUACUGGACACGUAUAAGAAACUUAUUGACCGUAUACAACAGUUGAAAUCGAGCAGUUUGGCGUUACUUGAUAAACAAGCUAAUACUAUCCUGCAAGCAAAUGAAGGUAAAAAACAACCUCUUCUAAUUUUAAAAAAAAGAAAUCAAUCUUUACAUUGAAAAAAUAUCUAUUGAUUCCAACGAUCCCAGUGAUCUUGAAAAGGAAUUAAAUGAGACUGAAAAGAAAAUUCUUGAAAUCCUUCAUGUUAAGGAGACUGUGCUAGAAAGUUCAUUCAAACCAAAUGCUAAAUUAGAAAAUUCAAUUAUGCAGUCAGACAAUUUUCUGAGCUACGUGUCAUUAAUAGACCAAGAGCAUUAUGAUAUAAUCCCUGAUACUCCCCAGAAAGAGCCUAUAUAUUCGGAUGAAGUAUUGGAUGAUCAUAACGCCAAAGUAGCACAAAUCUCGGAUGAUUCACGACAAGAUAUGCCUGCACAGACAGAAAGCAGAAAGAGCACAACAUCAGACCAGAAGGAGCAAAGCAGCAAAGGACUCUUUGGUAUUUCCAAUUUUUUCUCCUCUGGAACAAAGAAAGCUAAAUCAACUGCAUUUGAAAAAGAUGUGAAAUGGAAAAAUGCUAAAAGAGAAGACGAGCCUCAAAAUGAACAUAAACUAUAUGAAACUAGCGCAGAUAAGUCCGGAUUAAACGCUUACAAAACAGUUGCUUGGCCGGAAGGUAUAGACCAAAAACAAUUCAUAAACAAAACCGUCAAAGUAUCAGAAUUAAAAAAAGAGAAUUUUUCCUCCGCUUUAAAGUUUUCUAAACUAGUAUACUUAGGUGAGGGCUGCAUUGGAUUGAUGUCAGAUAUCCACAACUCAGUACUUGUUGUUGGUUUAGACGGCCAUUAUUUUGACAAGGCAAUUUUAAAAGGAGGAAGGAUAUCAAUGUGUGGUUUGGGCAUAGGAGGAAUAGCUACAGUGAAGGACACUAGUCUUCAAAUUGACAAAUUCAAAGUGUGUACCAAUAAGUUGACGCUAGCUGGUAGCAUCAUUGCAGAUGAACAGUUUUGCAAUAUUACUGGAUUUGACUUUGAUGUUUGCUCGUCAAACUUUGCUGUAAGUACACCCGAAAAGGUGAUUAUUCUCGACAAAAGCGGAAAAAUAGUAAAAGCGAAGACAUACAACGCUGCAAAUGGUCAAAGCAAGAAUGAAUUAGUUACUAUAUAUAAUUUUGAAAAAGACUGUCUUUACAUUUUAAACACAUGCGACAAUUCUUUAAAGAUGUUUUCGUUUAAAAAGAAACGUACAAAAUGGAAAAGUAAGCUUGAGAACACCGGUGUGGCAAAAGGCAUGUGUCUUUACAAUGACAAACUAUGUAUAACUUGUGGAAGCGAUAUUGCUGUAAUCUCAGCAACUUCAGUUGACCAAAUAGACAAGCAUAAAACCAACUAUAUUUUGGAGGAUUGCCUUGGCGUAUGUGUCAUUGAUAAUGUGCUUGUAUUUUCUUCAGGCUCCGACAAUUUCGAAAUAUCAACAAAGCUAGCAUAUAUAUGCAUGUGAUUUUUAAUGCUUACGUUACAGGUCAUUUGAAAGUACUAAAACAAACAGACGAAAUGGUUUCAUCUUAAUAACAUUCCAACAAUUUUCGUCACACAAGUAUUUGAUCAAAGGCAAUUAAAGGAGCUAUUUUUUGGAGGAUUGUAUUCGAGCGUUUUUGUUAUUUUUAUUUUAUAUUCUGAUUACUUUUAGAUAUCAACAAUGUUUCAUAUAUAUGUGUGAUAUGUGCGUAUGUCAAAACGCUGAUUCGUCAUGCUUGCUUAACAUUUUUUAAAAAUCUAGAAGAGUUUGACAGUACCUCUUUUAGUGACACUUUUAUAAGAGUCACAUUCAUGUAUUUGUGUUAUGAACGGAGGUUUCAUAUUAAAAUGUUCGCGGUAUAAAUGAGGGUUAAUACAAAAGAAUUGGUACGCUAUGGAAAAACAAAUGAUCUGCAAGUUUAAAACAUAAAUGUUGGCAUCAAAUAUCAAGUGCAUGUAUUACUGUGUAUGUAUAUUUUAGCGGACAAUUCACAUCUUACCACUCUGCAACGUGAUGGUGCUAGGGGAUCUUAAAAUAUUUUCUAUUCUUUUUAUAU
Ruditapes philippinarum (Manila clam) is the source of this 2497-nucleotide messenger RNA. RefSeq lists its product as uncharacterized. The transcript has 2 exons. Lineage: Eukaryota; Metazoa; Mollusca; Bivalvia; Venerida; Veneridae. Bases 691 to 1923 code for a protein of 410 amino acids. The record is from RefSeq and is a predicted model, not a curated record.